GCUUGUGUGCGCCGGCGGCCGCGGCUGUUGGGGCUCCUUCUCGGUCUCCGCUCGUCCGGGCGCCGCUCGCCCCUCGCCCGCCCGUCCCCGCGGGGCUAUGAAGCCCUAGAGCCCCCCCGGGCCGUAGCAACCGUUCGCCGCCAGCAUGUUCGGGCGCUCCCGGAGCUGGGUGGGCGGCGGGCACGGGAAGGCCGCCCGCAGCAUCCACUCCUUGGACCACCUCAAGUACAUGUAUCAUGUUUUGACUAAAAAUACAACAGUAACAGAUCACAAUCGUAACCUGCUGGUAGAGACUAUUCGUUCUAUAACAGAGAUCCUUAUAUGGGGGGAUCAGAAUGACAGCUCAGUAUUUGACUUUUUCUUGGAGAAGAAUAUGUUUGUUUUUUUCUUGAACAUCUUGCGUCAGAAGUCUGGUCGUUACGUGUGUGUACAGCUUCUGCAGACUCUGAACAUCCUUUUUGAGAACAUCAGUCAUGAAACAUCACUGUACUACCUGCUCUCCAAUAACUAUGUGAAUUCUAUUAUUGUCCACAAAUUUGACUUUUCUGAUGAGGAGAUCAUGGCAUAUUACAUAUCAUUUUUGAAAACACUUUCCCUGAAACUCAACAAUCAUACUGUACAUUUCUUUUAUAAUGAGCACACUAAUGAUUUCGCUUUGUACACUGAAGCUAUUAAAUUUUUUAACCACCCAGAAAGCAUGGUCAGGAUUGCUGUUCGGACUAUAACUUUAAAUGUCUACAAAGUGUCAUUGGACAACCAACCUAUGCUGCAUUACAUUAGAGAUAAAACUGCUGUCCCUUAUUUCUCCAACCUUGUUUGGUUUAUUGGAAGCCACGUGAUAGAACUGGAUAACUGUGUGCAGACUGAUGAAGAGCACAGAAAUAGGGGCAAACUGAGUGACCUGGUAGCAGAACAUCUUGAUCAUUUACAUUACCUUAAUGAUAUCCUUAUCAUUAAUUGUGAAUUUUUAAAUGAUGUGCUGACAGACCACCUACUUAAUAGGCUCUUUCUUCCCCUCUACGUGUAUUCAUUAGUAAAUCAAGAUAAGGGUGGAGAGCGUCCAAAAAUAAGUCUCCAAGUUUCUCUCUAUCUUCUUUCUCAAGUUUUUCUAAUUAUACAUUAUGCCCCUUUGGUGAACUCAUUGGCUGAGGUUAUACUUAAUGGUGACCUCUCGGUGUUUUCUUCUAAAGUUGAGCAAGAUAUACAGAAAAACUCAGCAAAGUCGAGCAUCAGAUGUUUCAUAAAACCAACAGAAACACUUGAGAGGUCUCUUGAAAUUAACAAACAGAAGGGGAAGAAGAGGGUGCAGAAAAGACCCAACUAUAAGAAUGUUGGUGAAGAAGAUGAAGAGGAGAGAGGAUCUGAAGAUAACCAAGAUGACCUAGAUAAAACUAAAGGUACAGAAGCGAGUUCAAAGGGCAUCAGAACAAGCAGUGAAAAUGAAGAAAUAGAGAUGGUAAUCAUGGAGAGAUGUAAACUGUCGGAAUUGUCUAUCUCUACUGUGACAGAACAGAAUACAACAGAUGAAGAAAAGAGUGCAGCUGCCUCUGGGAGUGAGAUAACAAACUGGAACAGGCCUUUUCUUGAUAUGGUCUAUAAUGCACUGGACUGUGCUGAAGAUGAUUACUAUGCCCUCUUUGUGCUCUGUCUUCUAUAUGCAAUGUCACACAACAAAGGAAUUGACCCAGUCAAGCUGGAGAGAAUUCAACUUCCAGCUCAACAUGCUGAAGAGAGAAAUUCAUAUAAUCAUGUACUUGCAGAAGGGCUUAUCAGGAUAAUGAAUUAUGCUGCACAACCAGAUGGAAAAAUCCGUUUGGCAACUUUAGAACUUGGCUGCCUGUUGCUAAAGCAGCUUGUGUUUUCUAAAAAUGGCAGCAUCAUAAAAGAUGUUCACCUUGCUUGCCUUGAGGGUGCGAGGGAAGAAAGUGUUCAUCUCCUUCGUCGUUUCUAUAAGGGAGAAGAAAUUUUUCUGGAUAUGUUUGAAGAUGAAUACCGGAGUAUGACAAUUAAACCCAUGAAUGUAGAGUAUUUGAUGAUGGAUGCCUCAAUCUUGUUGCCUCCAACGGGGACACCACUGACUGGUAUUGAUUUUGUGAAAAGAUUGCCUUGUGGAGAUGUGGAAAGAACACGAAGAGCAAUCAGAGUUUUCUUUAUGCUCCGUUCACUAUCACUGCACUUGCAAGAUGAGCCAGAAACUCAGUUACCACUCACAAGGGAGGAAGAUCUGAUAAAGACAGAUGAUGUUCUUGACUUGAACAACAGUGAUCUCAUUGCUUGUACAGUCAUAACAAAGGAUGGUGGUCAAGUUCAAAGAUUCCUGGCUGUGGAUAUUUACCAGAUGAGUUUGGUUGAGCCAGAUGUUGCCAGACUUGGAUGGGGAGUAGUUAAGUUUGCAGGCCUUUUGCAGGAUAUGCAGGUGACGGGAGUGGAGGAUGACAGUAGAGCUCUGAACAUAAUAAUUCAUAAGCCUGCCUCAAGCCCUCAUUCUAAGCCCUUCCCUAUCCUUCAAGCUACAUUUAUUUUUUCUGAUCACAUUCGCUGCAUUAUUGCAAAACAACGUCUUGCAAAAGGCCGCAUCCAAGCUCGGCGUAUGAAAAUGCAGAGAAUAGCAGCUCUCCUGGAUCUUCCUGUUCAGCCUUCAACUGAAGUUGUUAUGGGUUUUGGACACAGCUCUGCAGCUACAGCCCAACACCUUCCAUUUAGAUUUUAUGAUCAGUCACGACGUGGUAGCAGUGAUCCUACAGUGCAACGCUCUGUUUUUGCAUCUGUUGACAAAGUUCCAGGCUUUGCUGUAGCCCAGUGUAUAAAUCAGCACAAUCCAUCACCACUCUCAUCACCAUCACCUUCCAGUGGCAGUGGGAGUACCGGACGCUGUGAUUCAGUGACUGCAAGCUCAACAUCCACUCCUGCUGUACAGAGCCCAUCAGGUCUGGCAGGAAAGGACGUCGGCGGGUGUUUAGUCUGUCGGAGGCUGACAGUCACGGUGGACACUGGGUUUAGGUCUUCAAGCAGCAGCUGCAACAGAAACUCGCGCAAUAUCAAUUCAGAUGAUGCUUCAGCUCCAGAGCAGCCUCAGAUGACCAUUUCUGGUCAAAUGAUGUUGACUGAUGAAACUCUUUCAGCUGUCUCAAAGUCUAGCAAGAAUGCUGUAAAAAACAGUGACAUAGAAACAGCAAACCUGUCUCCUAGCCUGAUUCCUGCACAGCAGCCCACAAUAUCAUUAAUAACAGAUGACAAUACGGAUGCACUAAGUGUAGAGUCGCUUACACUGGUGCCACCGGUUGAUCCACACAGUAUUCGAACAUUCAGCUACAUUCCUCAGUCCUCUUUGCAAUCUGAAGUUUGCAAGGUGAAAGAGGAGGAAGAAUGUUCUGACUAAAGCCAACCUGCAGACUGUGACAAACAGUGAAACAAAUGCAACAAAAUUCUUUGUCGUUUUUCCUUUGGGAGUGCAGAUACUUGUUGAAGCCUGAGAGGCCAUCUGGUCCACAAGAAAGAGGCCCACUGAUGAAAGAGAAUGUGGGCAGCUUUUAGAGUAAACAUCAGAUGCUCAGCAUAUUUAAACUGGAGAAGAAAAAAAACCAACUUUUGAAUCUGGACGGGUUGUUUCCUAGCAAUUUCUGUUAUACAAGAACAUGAAAGUAUUUCAGAGCACCUACUUUCUUUCUGUUAUAGAGUUCCAGCUGCAGGAACCAAGUUAAUUGUAGAAGGUCUACAGUAUUAUGGCAAAGCAAAGAAAUUUUUGGAUACCUGGCUUCAGGAUAUUGUAUUGUUACUUUUCUGAAGCUGGAGACAUACCAUUCAUCAGAAAAAAUUAUAUACUGUAGUAUAGAGAUAACAUUUUCAUUUGAGACAUGGUGUGUUUUUCAGUUUGUUUUUUCUUUUUUUUAAAUCCUGAUCUCAUUCAUCUUUUGGAGGUCUGCAUGAUACCAGCAGGCUUGGCCACUUUCAGUGUUGUCUUCGUAGGGCUCCAGACUUCAAUAUUGUGUUUUCUGUGUGUAAUAUUUAUUUCAAGGUUUGAUUCAAAGCAAGAUAUAUAUCAAACAAUUCUUUAAAAGGUAAAAGCCUGAAAUUCAAUAAUAAAUGCUUAUUCAAAUUAACAUAAGGGAUUUUUUGAGACUACUUUAGUCUUUGCUUAACCAGCUACAGAGGAAAGUGAAAUAUUUUAAGAGAUUGCUAUAGCUUGUUUGUUCGCUUCUGACAGUCAAAUUGCUACACCUCUGAGGAAUGGUGAUAUCCUUUCUACUGAAGGACAACUUCUAGAAGCAGACAGAAGCAGUUUAAAGAAGUUUUUAAAAUUUUUCAUCUUCAUGUAGGAAGAAGGUCACCACAUCUAACUGAUAAUUCCUUUGCAACUCUGAAACUCAAAAGGAAAGGUAUUGUGUAGUUUUUUUCCUGUCUGGGAUAGUAUCACAGUUAAACAACAUUGCUACAUAAAAGUGAUUCUGGGUUUAUGCUUGCCUUACUUUGCUUCCUAGAUCCUGAUACCAAGUUGACAGAAAGUACUGGAAAAGUGUUGAUUAAAGUUUGGAAUGUUCUUUGCUGAUUUGAUAUGUAAUUUAACAUGAAUGGAAUUCAUGAUUUCUCAUCAAAUUCCAUGUGUGUUAAUUUGAAUUAAUAGUAAAAUGAGUAGAUUGUCAUUAUUGGUCUGCUCAUAACAUUGAGUGCUUUCUGUCUCAAAGAUUGAAGACUCCUAUUUACUUUACUUGGUAUUGUGAUUUCAGUCAUCAGUGCAAUCUGUUUCCUCAUUCUGUCUCUGCUAACAUUGAUUUCAUAACAAGUAGGUGAAUCUGAAAAGUUUUUACCUACUUCCCAGUCUCUUACUGUACCUAUUCCUGGCUGUCAGAUGGAACACUUGAAGUUAUUUUAUUUUAAAUGUUGUAUUUAUGUAUGAGAUUUGACUAAUCUGCAAGUAUAACUUUGCUUGCUUUUUCCAUCUUUUCCUUCAUGUAAUAACUUAAUAUCUGUAAAACUUCUAUACAAGGUGUCUGCUAUUGAAUGCCAGCGAUAUUUUUUUUUCUUCCCUUAUUAGCUUUUGCAUGCAGUUUUGUUGAUUUCUAGUUUCCUGUGACUUCUACUUUGUCUCAAAUUGAAUUAACCAAUAUUCUGACCAUUCCAGAGUGGCCCAAACUCUAAAUAAAUUCUGAGAGUUAGGUGUCCUCAGCACUGCUAUGGAUACUGGAUGAGAAUUUGGCAUUGCUGGAGUAAGAGCCUACUUUUUUUUUUUUGGUCAUAUGCUUAGGGUGAGUUUACACUUCAGUCACUAUUGCAGCUAAUGUACAUGUACCUCAACAAGCCUAGACAUCAGUAGCAAUUUGGGCACAAGGACCACAUAAAUUUUUAUUAGCUGAACUGAUUGCAGUCUAGACUUCCUCUAGUAUGUUGCAGCAUAACACUGUAGCCCCAGUAAUAUUCUGAAGAUCAUUAUAAAAAAUGAUGCCUUACUUAAUUUGGAAGCAUUUUAUGUUAGUUGUUAACCUUAACUCUUGACCUAGAUCAUACAAAAUGCCACUGUGCAGGCUGAAUUCCCUUAAAUAGAAUUAAUUUUAAACAAGAAAACCUUGAUCUUUAUCUAAUUUCAAAUUCAGUUCUAGCAAGAUUAGGACCAUGCACAAGGAGUCUUUUCAAUGGGUAUGCAUAAUCUCACCCUUGAGCUGUACUACACAAGAAAUGGGACAAAAGGAAAGAAAGCUGACGUGCUUUUCAUUGCCUUUGAGUGGCUUUUAAAUCUCAUGACCAGUUGUCUACUGAGAGCUUCGCAGGAAAUGACUGAGAUACUAUUAUUAGGAAAAUAGAAGACUGGGUCUCCUGUCUAGUCUGCUGCUGGUAGAGCCUUGCUGGUCAAGGGGUGGUAAGGUGUGAUGUCUUUCAGCAGUUCUGUCAAAAGCUCUCUGUAAAGGUAGAAUUACACUAGGAAAGCUCUGACUGCACCAGCUCUACCGAUGUUGUGGUGUUAUAUAAAUGGUACAACUGGUACAGACCAACCUAAAUUUCUGAAUGGUUAUGCCACAGAAGCAAUUGAUUUUUUACUUGUUUGCUUCAAAUAUUAAGGCAUAUCUGUAUACAAUUUGACUGUGCCACAUGCUGCAUUAGGAGACUUCAGAAUGUAAAAGCUUUGGAGAUGCUGAAAUAAUCAGUCAUCAGCAAUCUUUUAUCUCUGCAAGUACAGUGUUACUCAUCUACAAUUCCUUGAAGAGUAUCGUAUCUAUCUCUCCCUUAUCAGAAAAACUCAAGGGCUGUUUCCUUAUCCCCCUUUCACUGUAAAAAGGAAACUCAACCAAGAAAGCAUUAGCACAUCAGCCACAAAUGUAAUUUUUUUUCUAAACAAAAGUUGAUUUGAGUCAGUGUAACAUCACUCUUUUUAACCAAAUCUAAAUACCAAGUUACAAAUGAGAGCAGCAGCUAAUGCCAAAAUUUUGGAGAGAUGCUAAAUUCUCAGUGUUUGUAGAGGCUAUGCAUAUCUUCAGCCAGAUUCUGUUAAAAUAUAACAGUUCUAUAAUUCUCUUGCUUUUGAGAAGAGAAGCCAAAGAAGCCAAGACAUACUGAAUGUUACUUUGCUAUUUUAUGGUCUAUGUGUCUCAUUUUAUCACAUUUUACUAAUAUAUUACGUGUUUAACAGAACUAUGUGUUCCCUUCACUGUUAGGUCUCACUGCUUUUUGCUGGUCCCCUUUGCUUUUCUGUCAUCCAGUGUGCAACAAUGAACAAGACUCAAGCUUGUAAUUUGUGAAGAGAGUAAUGGCAGCAUACUCUUGGUAAUUUGGUAAAGAAGGGGAGGGAGGAAGCAUUGGUGCCCAAUUCUAAUGUCUGCUUCAACGUGGAAGUAAUGCUUGCAGUGUAAAACUUGCAUGCAAAAAUUAAUUGUUUUGCAGAAAUUCUUUGAUAUGGAAAGAAACCAAAGGUUAAGCUUCUUGCACUUCAUUUUACAAGCUGUGUGGAUUAAACCAAAUUCAUUAGAAAUGUGGUCACGUAUAUUAAUUCUAAAAGCUGUAUUUUGUUUGUGAAGUCAUGAAUUACAUACAAUAUAAGGACUGAGCUCGUUUGUAUUCUCCACUGCUAAUUUAUGAUAAACUAAAAUUCUGACUUCUCUUCCUUAAAUUAAGAUGAGCCUAAAAAAACAAGUUAUAAAAUUACACCUGUUAAAGAAGCUCCUCAACGUUCUUUGCUUUACAACACAGUUGGAAUUUUCCUUGAAGUCGCUUGGUGAGGAAAAAUUGGGAGUAUCUUCCAGAAUUCAUUUAUUCUUUUGCAAUAUUGUUGCUAAAGGACAGGUAUGUGGCAUUUAAAAACUCUUCUUCCAUAUCCAGAAUUUAAGACUCAAAUCCAGUUCAGUAUUCAGAGUUUAAGUCAGUGUCCAAUGAUUCAUAUGAACCCUUUGCCCAGUAGAGACAGAAUACAGGGGGAAAUAAUGUUCCUUUGUGGAUUUGAAGUAUUCUUGUAUGUAGAAUUUUAAAACUGAUGGUUAAAAUAGUUUAUAGCAAAAUCAGCAAUCUUUAGGAUUGAAAUUACUGUGAUUUUUUUUUUUUUUUCUAAUUAAGGAGCAAGACAUGAGCGACUAUAAUUUCCAUACUUACUGCAAGUGGCCUGGGAUGAUUACUUUAAGCAAUCUGGGAAUUCGAUCAUUGCCCUGCAAUUGAGUGUCAUUUUUACCAGUAGUAAAUUAAACUUAAAACUGUAUGCUUGAAGACAUAGGUAAGCUAUGAGACAAGCAGGUCAAACUGUAUGUAUAAGUAUGAAGCCACUUCUUAAAAGUAAACACUUUAAUCACAUGGUGCUGUCAGUGCUCUAGUGUAAUCCGUCACUCUUUUCGCUACACAUGGUAUAGGUAAAUAACUACAGAAUAGCCUAAUGAGUAGUUUCACUAACCUGCACGUAGUACUCUUCAAAAAAAAAAAAACCCCACCAUGCUAAACAUUCUGAUAUUGUAUUUGCUAAUCAGCUAAAGUUAAAUGGGGAGUUGCUUUUAAAAGAACAUUGCACAGGCAGCUGUCGUUUAGGAAACUAAGUGUUUUAGUCCUAUAGUUGAAUCAAAGAUUUGUGAGGAGACAUCAGAUGGGGGCAUCAGUGAGAUGCAGGCAUUUUGCCUCAAAGAUAAUGAGUCUCUUUGAUGAGUCUCCUUAUUAUCAGGCAACCUAAUGUUAGGCAUUUAAAUAUAUGUUGAAAAUUCUCUUCCAACUAUUACUGUCAUUCUUCUCGAAAGAGUUUUUUGGUAUGUCACUUUUUAACCAUCACUGGCCUACCCUAGGAUAUCACUAACCGGGGCACUGCACUUCGAUUAUCUAGAAGUCUUUGGAGUGGUUCUGUGUUCACCUGCUCUGUUGCUCUGACUUUUCCCAACAUGUGCAGCAUGAAUUAGAAACAUAUAAUAACUCUUACUGUCUCCUAUUGGCUUAUGAAAAGCAGAUAGUGAUCCAAGCAGAGCUUGCUAGGUUGGGAUGUUUUUAGGGGGUGGGAGGGGGGAAGCGCUUGGGGUUUUUUUUUUCCUGCUGCUCAGGAUUUUUUUGAGCAGCAACAGACAUGGGAGAUGUAGUUCUGGACUGAGUCUCAAACAGAAGGUUCUUUCAUAUGGAAACGUAUUUUUAUAUUAUAUUUGUACAGAAUUUUCCCUAUUUUGAUCUUCCCAAAUUUUUAGAUUUGCUCAUUGCUCAGAUUUUAUUUCUUUUGCAAGGUGUUAUAAAAUAUGUAUUUUAUGUUUAUUAAUGUAUUAUAAAUGUAAAGCUAAAUUUUGCUUGUCUAAUAAAUGUGCACUGUGGUGGUAUCUGUUUUAUUGUUUUGCUAACUUGAAUUCAUUUGUUCUUAAUACAAAAAGGAAAAACUUGAGUCGUUGUGACUGUCUUGUUAGCAUAAAUAAAUGUGUGGAGUGCAUUUAUUUAAAUAAAACUAACUAAAAAGGGCUUAAGAAGCAGGUAAUGACUAAGAAUACUUGUUGAUGACAAAAGUUAGAGUUGAAUAAGGUUCAGACUAAUAUAUAGUGUUCCCAGGAUUCUUUUAAGAUCAUAAUCUUAAGAUACAUGAGAUUUUUUUUCAUCUGUUGUCCAUUACUUUUGGUUUUGGGUACUCAUACUGCAGUGAGUUUAAGACAUAGUGAUUGCAAUCUGAUAAGUAUGUAUGAGGAGAUGAGAAGGUCUGAGGCUUUGUGUUUGGGAGUAUUUAAGGACUAACUGUGGCAGAAAUAUUUACAAUGCACACAAAGAUAAUUUUGCAAAGGAUUGAGGAUAGAUUCAAGUGUGUGAAUUUAUAGACUAUUAGAAUUUCUAGGAGCUUUGUUUUGCCCAGCGAUAGCACUGAAUAAUACAUUGUUACAACUCUAGGGGACCUGCUGGAAGCAUUUUAAACUUUAGGGGAUAACUUCAGGCACCUCCACUUGUGAAUAGGUAUGUUGAUAUUUUUGUUGCAAACUUUUUACUUCAUUUUCAGACGUUUUGUAAGUUUGAUUGUUUUAAGUGCAGAGGGGGAAAUGUAUUUUUCUAGAAGAAUGAAUGUACCUGGGAUUUAAACACUACAUAAAGCAUUUAAUGAACAUGAAGGACUGUCCUCCUAUGAAAUAUGUGUCAAUAAAGUUGUGUCUGAAAUGUACUUCAUUUGAAAAAAAGAAGAAAAAAAAAAAAAAAGUCCUGAACAUGCACUUACAUUUACAUGGGAAAAAGCCCAAACACAGGUGAAUUGAAUUCUGAAAUGUAUUUCUACAGGCAAUAAGUAUUAUUUAAUGUAAGUUAUGUUAGACAUUUGGAGUAAAUGUGACAAUAUCUUAUGUUAAUUAAAGAAAAAUGUAAAUAAGUGUCUGGGAAGGGAGUGAAAUUAGAAAAUAUUGGUGUAUGUUUCUGAAAUCCAGACUUCUAUAGCUGAGUCUGUAUUUGCUGGCAUUAAUCAUGUGUUAUGGCUAUUGAAAACCUGGACAAGAAUGAACAGUAGACCUUUCUUUGUAAAUGGAACUUGGCAAUAAAAAUGGUGUUACUAAGAAAA
This is a messenger RNA of Aquila chrysaetos chrysaetos, 9961 nucleotides long. It is a transcript of the gene CLEC16A, whose product is annotated as C-type lectin domain containing 16A. Gene Ontology annotation, biological process: endosomal transport; endosome to lysosome transport; regulation of autophagosome maturation. The record is from RefSeq and is a predicted model, not a curated record. Bases 146 to 3379 code for a protein of 1077 amino acids. Gene Ontology annotation, cellular component: late endosome; endolysosome membrane. Lineage: Eukaryota; Metazoa; Chordata; Aves; Accipitriformes; Accipitridae. The transcript is spliced from 25 exons.